This is a messenger RNA of Meloidogyne enterolobii, 1601 nucleotides long. The record is from the annotation of a GenBank genome assembly. NCBI's taxonomy places the organism in Eukaryota, Metazoa, Nematoda, Chromadorea, Rhabditida, Meloidogynidae.
UUAUUUAUUUAUUGAAUAUGGACAAAGAAUUGAAGGAGGUUAACGAACAAAUUUCUAAAUUAACGAAUGAAGUCGCCAAAGAUUUCGAGAUGAAAUAUCGUGAUUGUAUACCCGAUUUUCUGGUGCUAGCUGAUUGUCAGGACAAAAUCAAGAAAUCGAUUGCUUAUGGAGAUGAACAGCUUAAAUUAAUUGAAGAUCAAAUAUCUAUUGUUGAGAAGACUUUGGAUACUUCAAAGAAUGAUUGUCCUGAUGCCAAGAAGAACAUUAUCGAAGAUUUUCUUAAAAGAUUGGCCACUCUUAGCGAAAUUGAGAAGUGUCUGACUGCUCUUUCUUUGCUUCCUGAUAGUUUGGAAGUGGAUGUUUUGGCAAAUGUUCGGAUGAUUUUACGACUGGAUGAACUCACAAAGGCACUGGAAUCGGAGACAACAAAUAUGGAAGCUGUAAAUGAACGUAUUUUGCCUUUACUUUCCAUGGAAAUUCAAACAAGGAAGACGGAAAUAAUUCAUCAAUUGGACGAGUUUUUCAAAUCUUUUCUCAAAUUUGAAGACAAAAAUCGCGUUUUGCCAGCAACUAUGCUUAUGAGUAUUUAUUGUCCGAAAACGAAUGCUGCGAGUGAUAAUUUUUCUGCAAUGCUAUUAUUGAACACAUUUUCUGCACAUUUGGAUUCUUUUGUUGAUUCUGUUUGGGAACAAUUUUGUAUGAAAUUAAUUUAUUCUGAUGAGAAAAUAGACCAAAUCCUUAAAAUUACAAAAGACAAAUUUUCUGAACAUUCAAUGAAUUUUGAAGUGAAAAAAGAUGUUUUAACUACAAAGAAGCCUGAUCCUAAAAAUGUUUUUAGUUCACUUACAACAUUUUUUGAAAGUCUUUACCAAGCUUUGGGGAAAAUUCGUAUUGAAGGACGUCCAUUUACCGAAUUUUUUGGUGAUUGUAUUUGUGUUCGUUUAAUCUCUGCACUUGAAAAAGGCUGUCUAAAUCCAGCAAUUCCAUUCGAUAAGGAUAAGGCAACUAUUGUUUAUGGUGAACUUAAUACUCUUAUUACAGAGUUUCUUCAGUUUAUGAAGGACAAGGCUUUCUUUACUCCAUCAGCAGAUGUUUUGUUUGAAAAUUUCUUCAAUAGUUUUGAUAGAAUUACAAUUGAUCGGCGUUGUCAUCAUUAUAUAACUACAGCAAGGGAAUUAAUUAAAAAGCCUUAUGUUGAUUUGAUUGAGGUUGGCUCUUCCACUGAUGAUUCUGAAGAAGGAGCAGCUGAGAUUGUGGCAAAAAUGAAUGAGCGCCUUAAAAUCACAUCUGAACAACCUCAUCAAUCUAAAGAUGUGCAUUGGGAUAAGGACCAUACAAAAAUUUAUCAAUUUCAUAAAUGCAAAAUUAGUGUUUCCACCUUUGAUUUGGUCAAUCUCGUAAUAGAAAUUUUAAAAUCUGCCUCAGAUUCUACCACAGAUCCGGAAGCUUGUCGUUUGGUCAAUACGGCUCGAAAUGUUUUGGAUAUGUUUGUUAAUACUGCUGCAGAUUAUCAUAUGAAAGCUUUAACUUCUGUUCCUCAAAUUGCUGGUAUUUUUUUACAAAAAUUUUUUUCAAUUUUUCCCUUUAUAUUUUUUCGCUGA